GUCAAGUGUGCGCUUCAUGUCAGGCCAUCUGAUACGUGUCUGGACCAUGACAUCAUGUUUUGCCCGUUAGAAAGAUCCAGCACUUGAAUUCUACUGUGCAAAGACCACGCUCACAGCUUUGCAGCCCACUAAUUUACCCUUACUCCUGCCUUUUUUAUGCUGAAGAACCCCCAUUUUGCAUUCGUGUCCAAGUUAGGAAGUGCCUACCGUAGACAAAUGUCCUGAUUUUACCUGUUGCGCUGGCUUACAAAAGGUUCAAGGAGAGUCAAGGAGAUGGAGUAAACACUGACCAUGGUCCCUGAAUUCUGAUUCUCACAGAAAACAAACAUCAUCGUGUUGCCCUCAUCAUUCAGCGAAACGAGUACGACUCGCUUAGAAUCUGCGCUAGAAAAUCUCAAAGAACAUCAGUCCUUUACUUCUCUUAUUAUAAAAAAAGAAAGACACCAUGGGUUCCUCCUUGUCCAAGCGUACGGCGUCAGAGAACGAACAAGAGACUCGCCUUGUGGUGAAGAAGGCUCGCUACGAGUCCUGGGGUGACGCGGAUGUGGUAGUGGCGGUAGGCGAACAAGAAUUCCAAGAAUGCAGCCGCUUUCUUCGUUGCUGGAGCGGAUUCUUUGAGGAUGAACUCGCGAAAGGCUUGACGAGAUUUGAGUUCCCGGAAAAGAAAGCGAGCGAAUGGGAACUGAUCAAGGCGGUUCUGCAUCCGUUUGCCGAAGAAUCCGUCAACACCAGCAACUAUCAUGUCUUGUUGCCGUGGUUUGCGGAGCUCCGCUGUGAGGCUGGGUUGAGUGAAACGGACACUGUCAUCUUGAAGGACAUUGUCGAUCCCUUGUUGGACAAACCCGAGAAGGAGCGUCAACCUGCGGAUGUCGAAGAGAUUGUGACGGUGUUGGAACACUGUGUGGAUUGGAAACGAGAGAACCCUCGCGGACGGUGCAUUACCUUUUUGCGUCAAAUUCUCAAAGAUCCUACCCAGCCGUUUGAGGGAAAAGAGAUCCUCCGCAUGGUGCUGCUCCUAGUGAAGGAUGAUGUCUGCCAGAAGGCAUUGUGGAAAUUUGUCAAGUACUACCUCCCGGCGGAACUCGUCGAGAGCACCACCUUUCCGGCGGGCCAGGUCUCCUUGGUUGCGGACAAUCCGCUCCUCUUGGAUGUCAUCGAGGCCAAUAUGAAGUUGAAGAAGUGCCUCUAUCUCGUCGAACUCAAGCUCAAGCAGGUGGUGGCGACUCAGAAGAACGAGACGGAAGCGGACAAGGAAGAGAAGACUGCGGCUGCGGUCGAAACGGAACCCAAGAAGAAGACUGCGGAACCGGAGAGCGAAAAAAAAGCCAGGAAGAUCAAUCCUUACAAGAAGCAACCCGCCGCCAAGAGCGUUGACGCUCCCGCGGGUGACAAGAAACCGGCCGCCCUGAGUGUCCCCGACAAGAAGAAGAAAAAGAAGCAAGCGGAAGAAGCGGCGGACAAGAAGAAAAAGGCAGCGGAAGAACCGGACUGUGUCGUUCUCGUGGAAGUCUAAAUAUCUGGGAUGGAGCUGGGUAUGAUUUGCGUGUAUUGGAUAUUCCUGCCUUUUUUUGCAAAGCGAAAAGAAAGCCUCCUUUCCUUAGGUCUGCCCUUGUUUGCCCGACGACAACAGGAUCGAUUCAUUAUUGCUCAAGGCCAACCAAAAAGAAAAUACUAUUCUCAGUUAGGAGAAUCAUGCGUAUUAUAACUACAUAGUCAUGGGAUUUUAGAAACAGUC
Molecule: messenger RNA, 1735 nt
Organism: Seminavis robusta
Lineage: Eukaryota; Bacillariophyta; Bacillariophyceae; Naviculales; Naviculaceae
Source: the annotation of a GenBank genome assembly